Sardina pilchardus (European sardine) is the source of this 18183-nucleotide messenger RNA. RefSeq lists its product as uncharacterized. Gene Ontology annotation, molecular function: serine-type endopeptidase activity. Gene Ontology annotation, biological process: proteolysis. The transcript has 82 exons. Bases 1 to 17748 code for a protein of 5915 amino acids. NCBI's taxonomy places the organism in Eukaryota, Metazoa, Chordata, Actinopteri, Clupeiformes, Clupeidae. The record is from RefSeq and is a predicted model, not a curated record.
AUGGCCUCAUCCGUUUGGCUUGGUUUGCUCAUGAGCAUAAGUUUUUCAGUUCAGGGAUCAUACAGUCAGUUAGAUGUGUGUGGCCGAGUUGCAGUCACAACCAGGAUAGUUGGAGGAGAAGAUGCCCCAACAGGAAGCUGGCCCUGGCAGGCCAGCCUGCACCGAUUUGGCAGACAUUUCUGUGGGGGGUCUCUCAUUAACAAAGAGUGGAUCAUGAGUGCUGCCCAUUGCUUUUCGAGAACAACACCUAGAGGCCUGGUUGUUUACCUUGGCCGUCAAGCUCAGCAGACCAGAAACCCUAAUGAGGUGUCCCGAAGAGUGGCUAGAAUCAUCUUGCAUCCUCGAUACAACCAAAGAACGAACAACCAUGACAUUGCCCUGCUGAGACUCAGGUCCCCAGUUACAUUCACUGACUUUGUCAGACCAGUUUGUCUGGCCGCCAUACCGAGUGUGUUCGACAGUGGCGUGGACAGCUGGGUCACUGGGUGGGGAACUGUUGGCGAGGGAGUUCCCCUCCCAUUCCCACAGGUGCUGCAGGAAGUUGAGGUUCCAGUAGUGGGCAACAGACAGUGCAACUGCCUGAACGGCGUUGGAACAGUCACACCGAACAUGAUCUGUGCUGGUCUACUCGCAGGAGGAAAGGACUCAUGUCAGGGAGACUCAGGAGGUCCAAUGGUAAGCAUUCACAACUCUGUGUGGGUCCAAUCUGGAAUCGUGAGCUUUGGCUUUGGUUGCGCUCGACCCGAACUCCCUGGUGUCUACACAAGGGUAUCACGUUAUCAGGGCUGGAUUAGAUCAAAGGUUAGAAGUGACCCACCAGGCUUCAUCACAUUCACCUCUUUGGGAAUUGAUACGGAUAGUAGUUACAACUGUCCUGGACUUGCGCCUCCCGAACGUUCUUCAGAACUGACAACACCAGCUCCUAGAGCCAGCGUUUCUGCUGAUGUGUGUGGCACGACCCCACUCAACCCCAGGAUAGUCGGAGGAGAAGACGCCCCUGCAGGCGGCUGGCCCUGGCAGGCCAGUCUGCACAGGUUUGGAAGCCACUUCUGUGGAGCUUCACUGAUCAACAAGGAGUGGGUUUUAUCUGCUGCUCAUUGCUUUUCCAACGCCAAUCCAAGCGGGCUGACUGUGUACUUGGGUCGGCAGACCCAGGAAAGCAGCAAUCCCAACGAAGUUUCCCGAAGCGCGGACAGAAUCCUCGUGCAUCCCAAUUAUGACAGCGACACCGUUAACAACGACAUUGCUCUGAUAAGACUGAGUUCUCCCGUUGCAUUUACUGACUUCAUCAGACCGGUUUGCCUGGCAGCAGGUGACAGUGUGUUCAACGAUGGCAUAGACAGCUGGAUAACUGGAUGGGGCACCAUUGGAGAAGGUGUUGCUCUCCCAUCCCCAGGGACCCUACAGGAAAUUGAGAUUCCAGUGGUGGGCAACAGACAGUGCAACUGCCUGAACGGAGUUGGAACGGUCACAGAGAACAUGAUCUGUGCUGGUCUACUCGCUGGAGGAAAGGACUCAUGUCAGGGUGACUCAGGAGGUCCAAUGGUGACCAAACAGGAAACGCAGUGGAUCCAGUCUGGAAUCGUCAGUUUUGGGUUUGGCUGUGCUCGACCUGAACUCCCCGGCGUUUAUGCAAGAGUGUCCCGUUACCAGUCCUGGAUCAGCUCCGAGGUCAAGAUCGACCCGCCAGGCUUCGUCACCUUCUCCGCUACGGGAGCCGACGCUGACAGCAGCUACACCUGCCCUGGACUUCCGGCACCAGGACCUUCGCCAGAUGAGCCAACACCAGCUCCCACAGACAGCGUUUCCGCUGAAGUGUGUGGCACGACCCCACUCAACCCCAGGAUAGUCGGAGGAGAAGACGCCCCUGCAGGCGGCUGGCCCUGGCAGGCCAGUCUGCACAGGUUUGGAAGCCACUUCUGUGGAGCUUCACUGAUCAACAAGGAGUGGGUUUUAUCUGCUGCUCAUUGCUUUUCCAACGCCAAUCCAAGCGGGCUGACUGUGUACUUGGGUCGGCAGACCCAGGAAAGCAGCAAUCCCAACGAAGUUUCCCGAAGCGCGGACAGAAUCCUCGUGCAUCCCAAUUAUGACAGCGACACCGUUAACAACGACAUUGCUCUGAUAAGACUGAGUUCUCCCGUUGCAUUUACUGACUUCAUCAGACCGGUUUGCCUGGCAGCAGGUGACAGUGUGUUCAACAAUGGCAUAGACAGCUGGAUAACUGGAUGGGGCACCAUUGGAGAAGGUGUUGCUCUCCCAUCCCCAGGGACCCUACAGGAAAUUGAGAUUCCAGUGGUGGGCAACAGACAGUGCAACUGCCUGAACGGAGUUGGAACGGUCACAGAGAACAUGAUCUGUGCUGGUCUACUCGCUGGAGGAAAGGACUCAUGUCAGGGUGACUCAGGAGGUCCAAUGGUGACCAAACAGGAAACGCAGUGGAUCCAGUCUGGAAUCGUCAGUUUUGGGUUUGGCUGUGCUCGACCUGAACUCCCCGGCGUUUAUGCAAGAGUGUCCCGUUACCAGUCCUGGAUCAGCUCCGAGGUCAAGAUCGACCCGCCAGGCUUCGUCACCUUCUCCGCUACGGGAGCCGACGCUGACAGCAGCUACACCUGCCCUGGACUUCCGGCACCAGGACCUUCGCCAGAUGAGCCAACACCAGCUCCCACAGACAGCGUUUCCGCUGAAGUGUGUGGCACGACCCCACUCAACCCCAGGAUAGUCGGAGGAGAAGACGCCCCUGCAGGCGGCUGGCCCUGGCAGGCCAGUCUGCACAGGUUUGGAAGCCACUUCUGUGGAGCUUCACUGAUCAACAAGGAGUGGGUUUUAUCUGCUGCUCAUUGCUUUUCCAACGCCAAUCCAAGCGGGCUGACUGUGUACUUGGGUCGGCAGACCCAGGAAAGCAGCAAUCCCAACGAAGUUUCCCGAAGCGCGGACAGAAUCCUCGUGCAUCCCAAUUAUGACAGCGACACCGUUAACAACGACAUUGCUCUGAUAAGACUGAGUUCUCCCGUUGCAUUUACUGACUUCAUCAGACCGGUUUGCCUGGCAGCAGGUGACAGUGUGUUCAACAAUGGCAUAGACAGCUGGAUAACUGGAUGGGGCACCAUUGGAGAAGGUGUUGCUCUCCCAUCCCCAGGGACCCUACAGGAAAUUGAGAUUCCAGUGGUGGGCAACAGACAGUGCAACUGCCUGAACGGAGUUGGAACGGUCACAGAGAACAUGAUCUGUGCUGGUCUACUCGCUGGAGGAAAGGACUCAUGUCAGGGUGACUCAGGAGGUCCAAUGGUGACCAAACAGGAAACGCAGUGGAUCCAGUCUGGAAUCGUCAGUUUUGGGUUUGGCUGUGCUCGACCUGAACUCCCCGGCGUUUAUGCAAGAGUGUCCCGUUACCAGUCCUGGAUCAGCUCCGAGGUCAAGAUCGACCCGCCAGGCUUCGUCACCUUCUCCGCUACGGGAGCCGACGCUGACAGCAGCUACACCUGCCCUGGACUUCCGGCACCAGGACCUUCGCCAGAUGAGCCAACACCAGCUCCCACAGACAGCGUUUCCGCUGAAGUGUGUGGCACGACCCCACUCAACCCCAGGAUAGUCGGAGGAGAAGACGCCCCUGCAGGCGGCUGGCCCUGGCAGGCCAGUCUGCACAGGUUUGGAAGCCACUUCUGUGGAGCUUCACUGAUCAACAAGGAGUGGGUUUUAUCUGCUGCUCAUUGCUUUUCCAACGCCAAUCCAAGCGGGCUGACUGUGUACUUGGGUCGGCAGACCCAGGAAAGCAGCAAUCCCAACGAAGUUUCCCGAAGCGCGGACAGAAUCCUCGUGCAUCCCAAUUAUGACAGCGACACCGUUAACAACGACAUUGCUCUGAUAAGACUGAGUUCUCCCGUUGCAUUUACUGACUUCAUCAGACCGGUUUGCCUGGCAGCAGGUGACAGUGUGUUCAACAAUGGCAUAGACAGCUGGAUAACUGGAUGGGGCACCAUUGGAGAAGGUGUUGCUCUCCCAUCCCCAGGGACCCUACAGGAAAUUGAGAUUCCAGUGGUGGGCAACAGACAGUGCAACUGCCUGAACGGAGUUGGAACGGUCACAGAGAACAUGAUCUGUGCUGGUCUACUCGCUGGAGGAAAGGACUCCUGUCAGGGUGACUCAGGAGGUCCAAUGGUGACCAAACAGGAAACGCAGUGGAUCCAGUCUGGAAUCGUCAGUUUUGGGUUUGGCUGUGCUCGACCUGAACUCCCCGGUGUUUAUGCAAGAGUGUCCCGUUACCAGUCCUGGAUCAGCUCCGAGGUCAAGAUCGACCCGCCAGGCUUCGUCACCUUCUCCGCUAUGGGAGCCGACGCUGACAGCAGCUACACCUGCCCUGGACUUCCGGCACCAGGACCUUCGCCAGAUGAGCCAACACCAGCUCCCACAGACAGCGUUUCCGCUGAAGUGUGUGGCACGACCCCACUCAACCCCAGGAUAGUCGGAGGAGAAGACGCCCCUGCAGGCGGCUGGCCCUGGCAGGCCAGUCUGCACAGGUUUGGAAGCCACUUCUGUGGAGCUUCACUGAUCAACAAGGAGUGGGUUUUAUCUGCUGCUCAUUGCUUUUCCAACGCCAAUCCAAGCGGGCUGACUGUGUACUUGGGUCGGCAGACCCAGGAAAGCAGCAAUCCCAACGAAGUUUCCCGAAGCGCGGACAGAAUCCUCGUGCAUCCCAAUUAUGACAGCGACACCGUUAACAACGACAUUGCUCUGAUAAGACUGAGUUCUCCCGUUGCAUUUACUGACUUCAUCAGACCGGUUUGCCUGGCAGCAGGUGACAGUGUGUUCAACAAUGGCAUAGACAGCUGGAUAACUGGAUGGGGCACCAUUGGAGAAGGUGUUGCUCUCCCAUCCCCAGGGACCCUACAGGAAAUUGAGAUUCCAGUGGUGGGCAACAGACAGUGCAACUGCCUGAACGGAGUUGGAACGGUCACAGAGAACAUGAUCUGUGCUGGUCUACUCGCUGGAGGAAAGGACUCCUGUCAGGGUGACUCAGGAGGUCCAAUGGUGACCAAACAGGAAACGCAGUGGAUCCAGUCUGGAAUCGUCAGUUUUGGGUUUGGCUGUGCUCGACCUGAACUCCCCGGCGUUUAUGCAAGAGUGUCCCGUUACCAGUCCUGGAUCAGCUCCGAGGUCAAGAUCGACCCGCCAGGCUUCGUCACCUUCUCCGCUACGGGAGCCGACGCUGACAGCAGCUACACCUGCCCUGGACUUCCGGCACCAGGACCUUCGCCAGAUGAGCCAACACCAGCUCCCACAGACAGCGUUUCCGCUGAAGUGUGUGGCACGACCCCACUCAACCCCAGGAUAGUCGGAGGAGAAGACGCCCCUGCAGGCGGCUGGCCCUGGCAGGCCAGUCUGCACAGGUUUGGAAGCCACUUCUGUGGAGCUUCACUGAUCAACAAGGAGUGGGUUUUAUCUGCUGCUCAUUGCUUUUCCAACGCCAAUCCAAGCGGGCUGACUGUGUACUUGGGUCGGCAGACCCAGGAAAGCAGCAAUCCCAACGAAGUUUCCCGAAGCGCGGACAGAAUCCUCGUGCAUCCCAAUUAUGACAGCGACACCGUUAACAACGACAUUGCUCUGAUAAGACUGAGUUCUCCCGUUGCAUUUACUGACUUCAUCAGACCGGUUUGCCUGGCAGCAGGUGACAGUGUGUUCAACAAUGGCAUAGACAGCUGGAUAACUGGAUGGGGCACCAUUGGAGAAGGUGUUGCUCUCCCAUCCCCAGGGACCCUACAGGAAAUUGAGAUUCCAGUGGUGGGCAACAGACAGUGCAACUGCCUGAACGGAGUUGGAACGGUCACAGAGAACAUGAUCUGUGCUGGUCUACUCGCUGGAGGAAAGGACUCAUGUCAGGGUGACUCAGGAGGUCCAAUGGUGACCAAACAGGAAACGCAGUGGAUCCAGUCUGGAAUCGUCAGUUUUGGGUUUGGCUGUGCUCGACCUGAACUCCCCGGCGUUUAUGCAAGAGUGUCCCGUUACCAGUCCUGGAUCAGCUCCGAGGUCAAGAUCGACCCGCCAGGCUUCGUCACCUUCUCCGCUACGGGAGCCGACGCUGACAGCAGCUACACCUGCCCUGGACUUCCGGCACCAGGACCUUCGCCAGAUGAGCCAACACCAGCUCCCACAGACAGCGUUUCCGCUGAAGUGUGUGGCACGACCCCACUCAACCCCAGGAUAGUCGGAGGAGAAGACGCCCCUGCAGGCGGCUGGCCCUGGCAGGCCAGUCUGCACAGGUUUGGAAGCCACUUCUGUGGAGCUUCACUGAUCAACAAGGAGUGGGUUUUAUCUGCUGCUCAUUGCUUUUCCAACGCCAAUCCAAGCGGGCUGACUGUGUACUUGGGUCGGCAGACCCAGGAAAGCAGCAAUCCCAACGAAGUUUCCCGAAGCGCGGACAGAAUCCUCGUGCAUCCCAAUUAUGACAGCGACACCGUUAACAACGACAUUGCUCUGAUAAGACUGAGUUCUCCCGUUGCAUUUACUGACUUCAUCAGACCGGUUUGCCUGGCAGCAGGUGACAGUGUGUUCAACAAUGGCAUAGACAGCUGGAUAACUGGAUGGGGCACCAUUGGAGAAGGUGUUGCUCUCCCAUCCCCAGGGACCCUACAGGAAAUUGAGAUUCCAGUGGUGGGCAACAGACAGUGCAACUGCCUGAACGGAGUUGGAACGGUCACAGAGAACAUGAUCUGUGCUGGUCUACUCGCUGGAGGAAAGGACUCAUGUCAGGGUGACUCAGGAGGUCCAAUGGUGACCAAACAGGAAACGCAGUGGAUCCAGUCUGGAAUCGUCAGUUUUGGGUUUGGCUGUGCUCGACCUGAACUCCCCGGCGUUUAUGCAAGAGUGUCCCGUUACCAGUCCUGGAUCAGCUCCGAGGUCAAGAUCGACCCGCCAGGCUUCGUCACCUUCUCCGCUACGGGAGCCGACGCUGACAGCAGCUACACCUGCCCUGGACUUCCGGCACCAGGACCUUCGCCAGAUGAGCCAACACCAGCUCCCACAGACAGCGUUUCCGCUGAAGUGUGUGGCACGACCCCACUCAACCCCAGGAUAGUCGGAGGAGAAGACGCCCCUGCAGGCGGCUGGCCCUGGCAGGCCAGUCUGCACAGGUUUGGAAGCCACUUCUGUGGAGCUUCACUGAUCAACAAGGAGUGGGUUUUAUCUGCUGCUCAUUGCUUUUCCAACGCCAAUCCAAGCGGGCUGACUGUGUACUUGGGUCGGCAGACCCAGGAAAGCAGCAAUCCCAACGAAGUUUCCCGAAGCGCGGACAGAAUCCUCGUGCAUCCCAAUUAUGACAGCGACACCGUUAACAACGACAUUGCUCUGAUAAGACUGAGUUCUCCCGUUGCAUUUACUGACUUCAUCAGACCGGUUUGCCUGGCAGCAGGUGACAGUGUGUUCAACAAUGGCAUAGACAGCUGGAUAACUGGAUGGGGCACCAUUGGAGAAGGUGUUGCUCUCCCAUCCCCAGGGACCCUACAGGAAAUUGAGAUUCCAGUGGUGGGCAACAGACAGUGCAACUGCCUGAACGGAGUUGGAACGGUCACAGAGAACAUGAUCUGUGCUGGUCUACUCGCUGGAGGAAAGGACUCAUGUCAGGGUGACUCAGGAGGUCCAAUGGUGACCAAACAGGAAACGCAGUGGAUCCAGUCUGGAAUCGUCAGUUUUGGGUUUGGCUGUGCUCGACCUGAACUCCCCGGCGUUUAUGCAAGAGUGUCCCGUUACCAGUCCUGGAUCAGCUCCGAGGUCAAGAUCGACCCGCCAGGCUUCGUCACCUUCUCCGCUACGGGAGCCGACGCUGACAGCAGCUACACCUGCCCUGGACUUCCGGCACCAGGACCUUCGCCAGAUGAGCCAACACCAGCUCCCACAGACAGCGUUUCCGCUGAAGUGUGUGGCACGACCCCACUCAACCCCAGGAUAGUCGGAGGAGAAGACGCCCCUGCAGGCGGCUGGCCCUGGCAGGCCAGUCUGCACAGGUUUGGAAGCCACUUCUGUGGAGCUUCACUGAUCAACAAGGAGUGGGUUUUAUCUGCUGCUCAUUGCUUUUCCAACGCCAAUCCAAGCGGGCUGACUGUGUACUUGGGUCGGCAGACCCAGGAAAGCAGCAAUCCCAACGAAGUUUCCCGAAGCGCGGACAGAAUCCUCGUGCAUCCCAAUUAUGACAGCGACACCGUUAACAACGACAUUGCUCUGAUAAGACUGAGUUCUCCCGUUGCAUUUACUGACUUCAUCAGACCGGUUUGCCUGGCAGCAGGUGACAGUGUGUUCAACAAUGGCAUAGACAGCUGGAUAACUGGAUGGGGCACCAUUGGAGAAGGUGUUGCUCUCCCAUCCCCAGGGACCCUACAGGAAAUUGAGAUUCCAGUGGUGGGCAACAGACAGUGCAACUGCCUGAACGGAGUUGGAACGGUCACAGAGAACAUGAUCUGUGCUGGUCUACUCGCUGGAGGAAAGGACUCAUGUCAGGGUGACUCAGGAGGUCCAAUGGUGACCAAACAGGAAACGCAGUGGAUCCAGUCUGGAAUCGUCAGUUUUGGGUUUGGCUGUGCUCGACCUGAACUCCCCGGCGUUUAUGCAAGAGUGUCCCGUUACCAGUCCUGGAUCAGCUCCGAGGUCAAGAUCGACCCGCCAGGCUUCGUCACCUUCUCCGCUACGGGAGCCGACGCUGACAGCAGCUACACCUGCCCUGGACUUCCGGCACCAGGACCUUCGCCAGAUGAGCCAACACCAGCUCCCACAGACAGCGUUUCCGCUGAAGCAUCUCAGGUGUGUUGUUGUUUUUUGUCAGUGUGUGGCACGACCCCACUCAACCCCAGGAUAGUCGGAGGAGAAGACGCCCCUGCAGGCGGCUGGCCCUGGCAGGCCAGUCUGCACAGGUUUGGAAGCCACUUCUGUGGAGCUUCACUGAUCAACAAGGAGUGGGUUUUAUCUGCUGCUCAUUGCUUUUCCAACGCCAAUCCAAGCGGGCUGACUGUGUACUUGGGUCGGCAGACCCAGGAAAGCAGCAAUCCCAACGAAGUUUCCCGAAGCGCGGACAGAAUCCUCGUGCAUCCCAAUUAUGACAGCGACACCGUUAACAACGACAUUGCUCUGAUAAGACUGAGUUCUCCCGUUGCAUUUACUGACUUCAUCAGACCGGUUUGCCUGGCAGCAGGUGACAGUGUGUUCAACAAUGGCAUAGACAGCUGGAUAACUGGAUGGGGCACCAUUGGAGAAGGUGUUGCUCUCCCAUCCCCAGGGACCCUACAGGAAAUUGAGAUUCCAGUGGUGGGCAACAGACAGUGCAACUGCCUGAACGGAGUUGGAACGGUCACAGAGAACAUGAUCUGUGCUGGUCUACUCGCUGGAGGAAAGGACUCAUGUCAGGGUGACUCAGGAGGUCCAAUGGUGACCAAACAGGAAACGCAGUGGAUCCAGUCUGGAAUCGUCAGUUUUGGGUUUGGCUGUGCUCGACCUGAACUCCCCGGCGUUUAUGCAAGAGUGUCCCGUUACCAGUCCUGGAUCAGCUCCGAGGUCAAGAUCGACCCGCCAGGCUUCGUCACCUUCUCCGCUACGGGAGCCGACGCUGACAGCAGCUACACCUGCCCUGGACUUCCGGCACCAGGACCUUCGCCAGAUGAGCCAACACCAGCUCCCACAGACAGCGUUUCCGCUGAAGCAUCUCAGGUGUGUUGUUGUUUUUUGUCAGUGUGUGGCACGACCCCACUCAACCCCAGGAUAGUCGGAGGAGAAGACGCCCCUGCAGGCGGCUGGCCCUGGCAGGCCAGUCUGCACAGGUUUGGAAGCCACUUCUGUGGAGCUUCACUGAUCAACAAGGAGUGGGUUUUAUCUGCUGCUCAUUGCUUUUCCAACGCCAAUCCAAGCGGGCUGACUGUGUACUUGGGUCGGCAGACCCAGGAAAGCAGCAAUCCCAACGAAGUUUCCCGAAGCGCGGACAGAAUCCUCGUGCAUCCCAAUUAUGACAGCGACACCGUUAACAACGACAUUGCUCUGAUAAGACUGAGUUCUCCCGUUGCAUUUACUGACUUCAUCAGACCGGUUUGCCUGGCAGCAGGUGACAGUGUGUUCAACAAUGGCAUAGACAGCUGGAUAACUGGAUGGGGCACCAUUGGAGAAGGUGUUGCUCUCCCAUCCCCAGGGACCCUACAGGAAAUUGAGAUUCCAGUGGUGGGCAACAGACAGUGCAACUGCCUGAACGGAGUUGGAACGGUCACAGAGAACAUGAUCUGUGCUGGUCUACUCGAUGGAGGAAAGGACUCAUGUCAGGGUGACUCAGGAGGUCCAAUGGUGACCAAACAGGAAACGCAGUGGAUCCAGUCUGGAAUCGUCAGUUUUGGGUUUGGCUGUGCUCGACCUGAACUCCCCGGCGUUUAUGCAAGAGUGUCCCGUUACCAGUCCUGGAUCAGCUCCGAGGUCAAGAUCGACCCGCCAGGCUUCGUCACCUUCUCCGCUACGGGAGCCGACGCUGACAGCAGCUACACCUGCCCUGGACUUCCGGCACCAGGACCUUCGCCAGAUGAGCCAACACCAGCUCCCACAGACAGCGUUUCCGCUGAAGCAUCUCAGGUGUGUUGUUGUUUUUUGUCAGUGUGUGGCACGACCCCACUCAACCCCAGGAUAGUCGGAGGAGAAGACGCCCCUGCAGGCGGCUGGCCCUGGCAGGCCAGUCUGCACAGGUUUGGAAGCCACUUCUGUGGAGCUUCACUGAUCAACAAGGAGUGGGUUUUAUCUGCUGCUCAUUGCUUUUCCAACGCCAAUCCAAGCGGGCUGACUGUGUACUUGGGUCGGCAGACCCAGGAAAGCAGCAAUCCCAACGAAGUUUCCCGAAGCGCGGACAGAAUCCUCGUGCAUCCCAAUUAUGACAGCGACACCGUUAACAACGACAUUGCUCUGAUAAGACUGAGUUCUCCCGUUGCAUUUACUGACUUCAUCAGACCGGUUUGCCUGGCAGCAGGUGACAGUGUGUUCAACAAUGGCAUAGACAGCUGGAUAACUGGAUGGGGCACCAUUGGAGAAGGUGUUGCUCUCCCAUCCCCAGGGACCCUACAGGAAAUUGAGAUUCCAGUGGUGGGCAACAGACAGUGCAACUGCCUGAACGGAGUUGGAACGGUCACAGAGAACAUGAUCUGUGCUGGUCUACUCGCUGGAGGAAAGGACUCAUGUCAGGGUGACUCAGGAGGUCCAAUGGUGACCAAACAGGAAACGCAGUGGAUCCAGUCUGGAAUCGUCAGUUUUGGGUUUGGCUGUGCUCGACCUGAACUCCCCGGCGUUUAUGCAAGAGUGUCCCGUUACCAGUCCUGGAUCAGCUCCGAGGUCAAGAUCGACCCGCCAGGCUUCGUCACCUUCUCCGCUACGGGAGCCGACGCUGACAGCAGCUACACCUGCCCUGGACUUCCGGCACCAGGACCUUCGCCAGAUGAGCCAACACCAGCUCCCACAGACAGCGUUUCCGCUGAAGCAUCUCAGGUGUGUUGUUGUUUUUUGUCAGUGUGUGGCACGACCCCACUCAACCCCAGGAUAGUCGGAGGAGAAGACGCCCCUGCAGGCGGCUGGCCCUGGCAGGCCAGUCUGCACAGGUUUGGAAGCCACUUCUGUGGAGCUUCACUGAUCAACAAGGAGUGGGUUUUAUCUGCUGCUCAUUGCUUUUCCAACGCCAAUCCAAGCGGGCUGACUGUGUACUUGGGUCGGCAGACCCAGGAAAGCAGCAAUCCCAACGAAGUUUCCCGAAGCGCGGACAGAAUCCUCGUGCAUCCCAAUUAUGACAGCGACACCGUUAACAACGACAUUGCUCUGAUAAGACUGAGUUCUCCCGUUGCAUUUACUGACUUCAUCAGACCGGUUUGCCUGGCAGCAGGUGACAGUGUGUUCAACAAUGGCAUAGACAGCUGGAUAACUGGAUGGGGCACCAUUGGAGAAGGUGUUGCUCUCCCAUCCCCAGGGACCCUACAGGAAAUUGAGAUUCCAGUGGUGGGCAACAGACAGUGCAACUGCCUGAACGGAGUUGGAACGGUCACAGAGAACAUGAUCUGUGCUGGUCUACUCGAUGGAGGAAAGGACUCAUGUCAGGGUGACUCAGGAGGUCCAAUGGUGACCAAACAGGAAACGCAGUGGAUCCAGUCUGGAAUCGUCAGUUUUGGGUUUGGCUGUGCUCGACCUGAACUCCCCGGCGUUUAUGCAAGAGUGUCCCGUUACCAGUCCUGGAUCAGCUCCGAGGUCAAGAUCGACCCGCCAGGCUUCGUCACCUUCUCCGCUACGGGAGCCGACGCUGACAGCAGCUACACCUGCCCUGGACUUCCGGCACCAGGACCUUCGCCAGAUGAGCCAACACCAGCUCCCACAGACAGCGUUUCCGCUGAAGCAUCUCAGGUGUGUUGUUGUUUUUUGUCAGUGUGUGGCACGACCCCACUCAACCCCAGGAUAGUCGGAGGAGAAGACGCCCCUGCAGGCGGCUGGCCCUGGCAGGCCAGUCUGCACAGGUUUGGAAGCCACUUCUGUGGAGCUUCACUGAUCAACAAGGAGUGGGUUUUAUCUGCUGCUCAUUGCUUUUCCAACGCCAAUCCAAGCGGGCUGACUGUGUACUUGGGUCGGCAGACCCAGGAAAGCAGCAAUCCCAACGAAGUUUCCCGAAGCGCGGACAGAAUCCUCGUGCAUCCCAAUUAUGACAGCGACACCGUUAACAACGACAUUGCUCUGAUAAGACUGAGUUCUCCCGUUGCAUUUACUGACUUCAUCAGACCGGUUUGCCUGGCAGCAGGUGACAGUGUGUUCAACAAUGGCAUAGACAGCUGGAUAACUGGAUGGGGCACCAUUGGAGAAGGUGUUGCUCUCCCAUCCCCAGGGACCCUACAGGAAAUUGAGAUUCCAGUGGUGGGCAACAGACAGUGCAACUGCCUGAACGGAGUUGGAACGGUCACAGAGAACAUGAUCUGUGCUGGUCUACUCGCUGGAGGAAAGGACUCAUGUCAGGGUGACUCAGGAGGUCCAAUGGUGACCAAACAGGAAACGCAGUGGAUCCAGUCUGGAAUCGUCAGUUUUGGGUUUGGCUGUGCUCGACCUGAACUCCCCGGCGUUUAUGCAAGAGUGUCCCGUUACCAGUCCUGGAUCAGCUCCGAGGUCAAGAUCGACCCGCCAGGCUUCGUCACCUUCUCCGCUACGGGAGCCGACGCUGACAGCAGCUACACCUGCCCUGGACUUCCGGCACCAGGACCUUCGCCAGAUGAGCCAACACCAGCUCCCACAGACAGCGUUUCCGCUGAAGCAUCUCAGGUGUGUUGUUGUUUUUUGUCAGUGUGUGGCACGACCCCACUCAACCCCAGGAUAGUCGGAGGAGAAGACGCCCCUGCAGGCGGCUGGCCCUGGCAGGCCAGUCUGCACAGGUUUGGAAGCCACUUCUGUGGAGCUUCACUGAUCAACAAGGAGUGGGUUUUAUCUGCUGCUCAUUGCUUUUCCAACGCCAAUCCAAGCGGGCUGACUGUGUACUUGGGUCGGCAGACCCAGGAAAGCAGCAAUCCCAACGAAGUUUCCCGAAGCGCGGACAGAAUCCUCGUGCAUCCCAAUUAUGACAGCGACACCGUUAACAACGACAUUGCUCUGAUAAGACUGAGUUCUCCCGUUGCAUUUACUGACUUCAUCAGACCGGUUUGCCUGGCAGCAGGUGACAGUGUGUUCAACAAUGGCAUAGACAGCUGGAUAACUGGAUGGGGCACCAUUGGAGAAGGUGUUGCUCUCCCAUCCCCAGGGACCCUACAGGAAAUUGAGAUUCCAGUGGUGGGCAACAGACAGUGCAACUGCCUGAACGGAGUUGGAACGGUCACAGAGAACAUGAUCUGUGCUGGUCUACUCGCUGGAGGAAAGGACUCAUGUCAGGGUGACUCAGGAGGUCCAAUGGUGACCAAACAGGAAACGCAGUGGAUCCAGUCUGGAAUCGUCAGUUUUGGGUUUGGCUGUGCUCGACCUGAACUCCCCGGCGUUUAUGCAAGAGUGUCCCGUUACCAGUCCUGGAUCAGCUCCGAGGUCAAGAUCGACCCGCCAGGCUUCGUCACCUUCUCCGCUACGGGAGCCGACGCUGACAGCAGCUACACCUGCCCUGGACUUCCGGCACCAGGACCUUCGCCAGAUGAGCCAACACCAGCUCCCACAGACAGCGUUUCCGCUGAAGCAUCUCAGGUGUGUUGUUGUUUUUUGUCAGUGUGUGGCACGACCCCACUCAACCCCAGGAUAGUCGGAGGAGAAGACGCCCCUGCAGGCGGCUGGCCCUGGCAGGCCAGUCUGCACAGGUUUGGAAGCCACUUCUGUGGAGCUUCACUGAUCAACAAGGAGUGGGUUUUAUCUGCUUCUCAUUGCUUUUCCAACGCCAAUCCAAGCGGGCUGACUGUGUACUUGGGUCGGCAGACCCAGGAAAGCAGCAAUCCCAACGAAGUUUCCCGAAGCGCGGACAGAAUCCUCGUGCAUCCCAAUUAUGACAGCGACACCGUUAACAACGACAUUGCUCUGAUAAGACUGAGUUCUCCCGUUGCAUUUACUGACUUCAUCAGACCGGUUUGCCUGGCAGCAGGUGACAGUGUGUUCAACAAUGGCAUAGACAGCUGGAUAACUGGAUGGGGCACCAUUGGAGAAGGUGUUGCUCUCCCAUCUCCAGGGACCCUACAGGAAAUUGAGAUUCCAGUGGUGGGCAACAGACAGUGCAACUGCCUGAACGGAGUUGGAACGGUCACAGAGAACAUGAUCUGUGCUGGUCUACUCGCUGGAGGAAAGGACUCAUGUCAGGGUGACUCAGGAGGUCCAAUGGUGACCAAACAGGAAACGCAGUGGAUCCAGUCUGGAAUCGUCAGUUUUGGAUUUGGCUGUGCUCGACCUGAACUCCCCGGCGUUUAUGCAAGAGUGUCCCGUUACCAGUCCUGGAUCAGCUCCGAGGUCAAGAUCGACCCGCCAGGCUUCGUCACCUUCUCCGCUACGGGAGCCGACGCUGACAGCAGCUACACCUGCCCUGGACUUCCGGCACCAGGACCUUCGCCAGAUGAGCCAACACCAGCUCCCACAGACAGCGUUUCCGCUGAAGCAUCUCAGGUGUGUUGUUGUUUUUUGUCAGUGUGUGGCACGACCCCACUCAACCCCAGGAUAGUCGGAGGAGAAGACGCCCCUGCAGGCGGCUGGCCCUGGCAGGCCAGUCUGCACAGGUUUGGAAGCCACUUCUGUGGAGCUUCACUGAUCAACAAGGAGUGGGUUUUAUCUGCUGCUCAUUGCUUUUCCAACGCCAAUCCAAGCGGGCUGACUGUGUACUUGGGUCGGCAGACCCAGGAAAGCAGCAAUCCCAACGAAGUUUCCCGAAGCGCGGACAGAAUCCUUGUGCAUCCCAAUUAUGACAGCGACACCGUUAACAACGACAUUGCUCUGAUAAGACUGAGUUCUCCCGUUGCAUUUACUGACUUCAUCAGACCGGUUUGCCUGGCAGCAGGUGACAGUGUGUUCAACAAUGGCAUAGACAGCUGGAUAACUGGAUGGGGCACCAUUGGAGAAGGUGUUGCUCUCCCAUCCCCAGGGACCCUACAGGAAAUUGAGAUUCCAGUGGUGGGCAACAGACAGUGCAACUGCCUGAACGGAGUUGGAACGGUCACAGAGAACAUGAUCUGUGCUGGUCUACUCGCUGGAGGAAAGGACUCAUGUCAGGGUGACUCAGGAGGUCCAAUGGUGACCAAACAGGAAACGCAGUGGAUCCAGUCUGGAAUCGUCAGUUUUGGGUUUGGCUGUGCUCGACCUGAACUCCCCGGCGUUUAUGCAAGAGUGUCCCGUUACCAGUCUUGGAUCAGCUCCGAGGUCAAGAUCGACCCGCCAGGCUUCGUCACCUUCUCCGCUACGGGAGCCGACGCUGACAGCAGCUACACCUGCCCUGGACUUCCAGCACCAGGACCUUCGCCAGAUGAGCCAACACCAGCUCCCACAGACAGCGUUUCCGCUGAAGCAUCUCAGGUGUGUUGUUGUUUUUUGUCAGUGUGUGGCACGACCCCACUCAACCCCAGGAUAGUCGGAGGAGAAGACGCCCCUGCAGGCGGCUGGCCCUGGCAGGCCAGUCUGCACAGGUUUGGAAGCCACUUCUGUGGAGCUUCACUGAUCAACAAGGAGUGGGUUUUAUCUGCUGCUCAUUGCUUUUCCAACGCCAAUCCAAGUGGGCUGACUGUGUACUUGGGUCGGCAGACCCAGGAAAGCAGCAAUCCCAACGAAGUUUCCCGAAGCGCGGACAGAAUCCUCGUGCAUCCCAAUUAUGACAGCGACACCGUUAACAACGACAUUGCUCUGAUAAGACUGAGUUCUCCCGUUGCAUUUACUGACUUCAUCAGACCGGUUUGCCUGGCAGCAGGUGACAGUGUGUUCAACAAUGGCAUAGACAGCUGGAUAACUGGAUGGGGCACCAUUGGAGAAGGUGUUGCUCUCCCAUCCCCAGGGACCCUACAGGAAAUUGAGAUUCCAGUGGUGGGCAACAGACAGUGCAACUGCCUGAACGGAGUUGGAACGGUCACAGAGAACAUGAUCUGUGCUGGUCUACUCGCUGGAGGAAAGGACUCAUGUCAGGGUGACUCAGGAGGUCCAAUGGUGACCAAACAGGAAACGCAGUGGAUCCAGUCUGGAAUCGUCAGUUUUGGGUUUGGCUGUGCUCGACCUGAACUCCCCGGCGUUUAUGCAAGAGUGUCCCGUUACCAGUCCUGGAUCAGCUCCGAGGUCAAGAUCGACCCGCCAGGCUUCGUCACCUUCUCCGCUACGGGAGCCGACGCUGACAGCAGCUACACCUGCCCUGGACUCCCGCCACCUCCUACGCCUCUCUCACAAAUCACUGCAAGUACUCCUCCUGCCCGAGCACGUAGGUGUGGCAGCGCACCUUUAAAUAUAAAGCCUGCUGGUACGAAGUCUGUAGUUGCGGGUAGCUGGCCAUGGAUGGUCAGUAUUCAGAAGAAUGGAGUUCAUAAAUGUGGAGGGGUUUUGCUCUCUGACGAGACUGUGCUAAGUUCAGCUAAUUGUUUCAACAGUUUUGAGAACAUAUUAAGCGAAUGGGCAGUAUUGGUUGGACCGCAACCACAGAGCAACGCCUCUGAUACCUUCCUCAGCUCCUUUGCUGUGGCCAACAUCACUCUCAGCAAUGUGACUCACUCCUCCUCUGAUGUUGCGGUGCUUCAUCUGAAGUCUUCUGUGGAGCUCAGUGACUACGCUCAGCCUUUGUGCAUGGAUCUAUCUGAGCAACGGACCUUUUCAGUCGGGUCAACAUGCUGGGUCCCUGGAUGGGGAAAGAGGCAGAAUAAUGGAGCAGGCAUACUGACGGAUAUGGAGACCACUUUGGUGGAGUGUGGAAAUGCUUCCCCUGCAGAAAGCAUUUGUACUACGUAUAUAGACAUACAGCAGGGAGAUAUUGGGGGUCCAUUGGUGUGCCAGUCAGAUCAGUCUUGGUUCCAGGUUGGAGUUAUCAUGGAGGUUCCGCAGAGGAACCUCGCCCGAACUGAAAACAUCCUCACCUUCUCCAAACCGACUAUGUUCGAGACCUUCCUGCAAGAGACUGUCGGAGAUCUGCCAUCGCCUUUCACUGCUGUCACGACCACUGCUGUCCAUACCACUAUUGUCAGCACCACAGCCUUUGAUGACGGUGAUGACAGUAUAUUUGGAAAUGCACCUCCUGUCUCAUUUUCACUCUCUUUUCUUCAUUUCCUGAUUUCAGUCAUUCUCUCUUUAACUGUGUUGAUAGGGUAAAGUGGAGAUAAGAAGGCAUAAUCUUUGGCUUGAUAUGUUUAUGGUUCUUAGCGGAGUUUUUUUUUGUCUAAAGUGACUCAUCAAUAAACACGCUAUCAAAUGGACAAUUUAUUGUACAGUCAUAUGGCUUUAAAUUAAAUUAAAUGUCAAAAUAUUAAAUUGUUAUUAUGCACUAUUACCUAAAUUACACUUGUAUGACACUAUUGGUGUAAGGACAUGAGACAGAGUGGAGAAAAGACAGAUGAUAUUACCUUGCAUGACCGUGCCAGCUACCAGGAUGCAUUGUAAAGUUUACGAAAUGUUUGUAACAAGAGUUGCACAAACCUUUUUCAUGCAAAUAUGAGUGAGCCUUUGUUCACCAACUUUAGUGUAGACGUGAUAAGUUGUUAAUAUGAGGAAAUGCUUCAAAUUAUUUUAAUAAAUCCAAUGCAGUGA